UUUCCGUCGGCCUCCUCGUCUAUCUGCUUUCUCGCGUCAACCAAACCGACACCUGCGACUGUGGUCAGUUUGAAUCGAGAGGAUUUGAUGUUUCAGCGAUGAUGUAAUGAUGGAUAUGUUCGAAGAACAGUCGUCGUGCUAACGUGCUUACCUUCAACGGACUCUGGUGAUGUUGCCUUCCGCACGGAAACUGCCGGGUUCUGGCUGAGUUUUCGCUAUGACUGGUACGAGGACGGACCUACGACCAUUGAUAGCUAUUUUUAAAAUUGUCAUCUUAUUACCUUGCCAGCAAGAUUUCCCAAACAGAUUUUCAAAUGAAAAUGGAGGAUAUGCCCCUGUCAGGCCCAGACAACACCAAGCUGGAGGCCUUGGUCCAUGACAUCUACUCUGAACUGGUGGAAGAUGCCUGUUUGGGUCUGUGUUUUGAAGUACACCGUGCUGUGAAACAGGGCUAUUUCUUCUUGGAUGAAACGGAUCAAGAGAGCAUGAAGGAGUUCGAAAUUGUGGAUCAACCAGGAGUGGACAUAUUUGGGCAGGUGUACAAUCAGUGGAAAAACAAAGAGUGUGAGUGUCCAAACUGCAAAAGACUGAUAGCAGCAUCUCGUUUCGCACCACACCUGGAAAAAUGCCUAGGCAUGGGACGCAACAGCAGUCGUAUCGCCAACCGCAGGCUAGCCAGCAAUAAUAACAUGAGCAAAUCAGAGAGUGAUCAGGAAGACAACGAUGAUCUCAAUGAUAAUGACUGGUCGUAUGGGGCAGAAAAGAAAGCCAAGAAGAGAAAGUCAGAUAAGAAUCAAAAUUCCCCAAGAAGAUCCAAAUCCCUAAAACACAAAAAUGGUGAACUUGGGAGCAGCAUCAGUACAGAGCCCUAUAAGUAUAACUACAGCACCGGCAUCAGUUAUGAAUCCUUAGGUCCUGAUGAAGUCAGAUCCCUUCUAUCGACACAAUGUGGGGUGAUCUCUGAACACACCAAGAAGAUGUGUACCAGGUCUCAGCGGUGUCCCCAGCACACGGACGAACAGAGGAGGGCCGUCAGGGUGUUCCUCCUGGGGCCGUCCGCGCCGCCCCUGCCCGACACAGACCCAGUAGUGGAGAGUGACAGCUUUGACAUUCCAGAUGGACAGACCCUGAUGAGUCGUCUGCAGUGGGAAGACUCUCCUGAUAUUUCACCCGCUGACUCGGCCUCAUCUAAAACCAGCACCAACCACUCAGAUUCAAGAAAGCCUAAGAAGAAGAAGAGGACUUCUCUCAGUUUGAAUAGUGGAGGAGGAGGAGGAGGAGGAGGAGGAGGAGUAGGAGUGAGUCUGACUGGAGGCUGCAGCAGCGGCAGCAGCUCUCAGAGUAACAUCAGCUUGUCGACCAAAAAAAAGAGGCCCAAACUCACAGGACCUUCCAUUUCAAGUAUCUAUGAUGACUUAAACUAGCAACAGCUCGUUUGUUGGACAGGAUCUGCCCUCCUCUGAUUAUAAUCCCCCCUGUCUUCCCUACAUUUAUAGUUCUAAACGUGGUGGGAUUAAACUUGAUUUAGUAGCUAUUUAAUCAGUCUGCCUUAACAAGUAAGGCAUCUCAAUUUUAAUGAUGGUAUUUUUUCCUGUUCAAGAUCAUAGUGUUCUAAAAAGAUGGGUCAGAUUCCAGUCAGUGUCUGAAAGUACUUACAAGGAAACUCGGGUCCUUUACACUCUGAAGACUGCACUGUUCCAAAUUACAAAAAAACUAAGAGUGCUGUGUGUUGACAAUGCUCUUAUGUGGCACUUUAGUAGCUGCUCUAGUGAUUUAUUGCGAUAAGUUAAUUCGACAUAGUUACUCUUAAAAGUGUGGAAAGAUUAACAUCAGGUUAUUUCUAUUUACACUUUGACCAAGAUAAUGCACACGGAUGAAGAUUACACCCUUAGCUUAUUCAUCAGCAUUUAAGAUGUUGUCAGCAAUGUCAACUUCCUGUCCAUUGCUGCCGUUACCUUUCCACUUCUUCCACCCGACGUCACCCCAUGUUUGGUGAGUUAGACAGAUAGACUAACAUCACAGCCAGAGAGCAAAGCUUCUUUGUGUCGAUUUAAGCUUUGUGUGGUAUUUAAAGUUGAUUUAUAUUCAGACCACAGAUAUGAAAAAAAACAUAAGGGUAGUAGCUUUAAUAUGGACUUAAACAGAGCCUCCUCACUUGAAACAAGUCUCUCCACCUGCUUCUGGGACUUUGCUGCAGGGUUUUGUUUAUCCCUUUCAGCCAAGAGAGCUUUAGUGAGAUCUUACACUGAUGGUGAUAAAUCCUGACUCGCACUCCUUCAGCACAUCCUGAUUUUUAGUGCGUUUAGUUUAGUGGUCAAGGCUCGGCUCCAUGUUUUAAUCAGUGCAAAGAUUUGUUUUAUAUGGCAAAAGUUCUACUGCCCAUUAAUCAACCGAAGGAGAAAAUUGUGCUGUACAAUAGUAAAUACUGUAUUACAUUAUACAUAGAUCAUAAGAGGGUGUCACAGCACAUGAAACAGCAGGAAAGCCACAUAAAUAAGAACAUGAUUGUCCAGAUUUCUUCUGGUGUUGUGCUCAUCUUGCUGUUAAAAGUCAAAAUACCUGAUUUGGGAAAAAAAAGGCUUAUAAGGAGACUAAAGUUGACUUUUAAUAUAUAACCAAUCAGUUUUUCUUUGUGGCUCCAAACCUAUUCCCUCAAUAUCAUGAAAAGGUUAAAGUCUUAAUUGUGGUUUUCUGACACCUUCAGGGACUCUGUCUUUGUCGUGACCUCCUAAACCAUCCCCUCCUUUUUAUGACUUGAUGGUCACUUAUACUCGGUCGUGGCGAGACAUGCUUUUUAAUUCAACACGCGUAUCCUGUAGUACUCAUCAUCAGCUUUUUAAUUUUAGCAUGGUAUUGCACAGGUGUGUGUGUGUGUGUGUGUGUGUGUGUGCGCGCGUGCGUGCGUGUGCUGACUUACUUCAGCGUGAGAGUCACUGUGUUUGUGUGUAUUGUUUAUAUUUGCAUAAAACUAUGCAUCCUAGAAUGUGACAUUUUUGUGUAUGUGUCAUUUAAAAAAAAAAAAUAAUACUUAAGUGUUUACAUCAACAAUAAGGUUAAGUUUUAAUUUGUCACUGCCUAUUAAGUGAUGUGUAUAUUAAUAUUAUUAUUAUUAUUCUUAUUUGUGUGUAAAUGCAGAUUUUGAUAUUUGACAAGCCUAAAGGCUUUUAGGGCACAUGUAUAGUACGUGCAUAUGACAUGAGAUAAAAAAUGGAAUCAUAAUUCUGACAUUUUCCUACCUUCAGGACUCGCCAGUUUAUUGUAAAAUAAUUCUACGUAUAAGUAGGUCAAUGCUAAAACUCUUGCUUGUCAUUCGUGAUCAUGAGCGAUGCAUCUGCAUCUUGUAAGCCUGUAAUAAACAAUGUGUGUUGUUAGAGGUGAA
Molecule: messenger RNA, 3379 nt
Organism: Solea senegalensis (Senegalese sole)
Lineage: Eukaryota; Metazoa; Chordata; Actinopteri; Pleuronectiformes; Soleidae
Gene: atxn7l3a
Product: ataxin 7 like 3a
Exons: 14
Coding region: 315-1424 (369 amino acids)
Biological process (GO): regulation of transcription by RNA polymerase II; positive regulation of DNA-templated transcription
Cellular component (GO): SAGA complex; DUBm complex
Molecular function (GO): transcription coactivator activity
Source: RefSeq, a predicted model, not a curated record